This is a messenger RNA of Entamoeba invadens IP1, 489 nucleotides long. RefSeq lists its product as hypothetical. NCBI's taxonomy places the organism in Eukaryota, Evosea, Mastigamoebida, Endamoebidae. The transcript has a single exon. Bases 1 to 489 code for a protein of 162 amino acids. The record is from RefSeq and is a predicted model, not a curated record.
AUGGCGACGACUCCAGUUUCUGCAACAGAUACUAUUAAAGUGUCCAUAGAGAAAAGUACAAACAAUUUCAAUAUAUUACAAGCGUACGCCGAUUCACAAAAACAGGCGAAUGAUUAUUUCGUUCAAAUAUUGUCCAAUGUCGCUGAAACUAACUUCUACAACUCACAUAUUAUUAAUCAACUUCUUCAGAACCAACACAAUACUCAAGACAAUCAAUACCAAGGCUCCCUCGAAGAAAUCACUAAACUCAAAGAAGACAACGAAGAGCUCAAAUCACGUGUCCAACGUCUUGAAGAAUUCGUUGAGCAGAUGAUGAAAAAGGAACAAGACAAAAACUCUCAGAUACAAAAGAUCAUUGCUUCGCAAAAUGAAAAGCCAGUUGAACCAAUUCAAAAGCAAAGUGUAUCACCUUCUGUCAUACUUCCAGUCGCUCCCCAAUCACGCUCAGAAAGUUACCAAUCAAUUCCACAGAACCCAUUUCUAAUUUAG